AUGAAUCAAUUGCUGUUUGAGCGAUCUUGUGGCAAUAUUGGCCCUAAUGUCUUCGCCAGGCUACAGACUACGAAGUUAUUGAACUCGUUCCGCCCUGCGCCUGAGUUCCGCUUUGAUGGCGGCGAGAAGGGUAUUGCCAUACGAGAUGAUGGGAAAGGCGCAAUAGCUCCAGACCCCGAUUCUACUACGUGGGCCCAUCAGACCGGUGUAAAUGCUCUAGCCCUUGAGCGCUUCGACGGUAGAAUCCUCGUAUCGGGUGGAUUGGAUGCCUCGAUAAAGCUGUGGGACCUAGAGCAGUGUGACAAUCCAUCCAAGGCGCAUACCUACACUCCCGCCGCCAAAAUCCCACGUUCUAACCAAGCCCACAAGUUUGGAAUUACGCACCUCUCCUUCUACCCUUUCGACUCGGCCGCCUUUCUGUCAACAUCGUAUGAUCAGACCUUAAAAGUUUGGUCGACCGAAACAGCUAGCUUGUCAGCCUCAUUUAAUCUUGGCUAUAAAGCGUACACCCACGCAAUAUCCCCUAUCGCCUCACACUUAUUAGUUGCAUGUGGGACGCAGCACCCUGCUGUGCGUUUAGUGGAUCUGCGUACUGGUUCUAAUGUCCAGUCGCUAGCUGGUAAUUCAGGUGCUAUACUGGCCACGUCAUGGUCUCCGCGACACGAACAUGUCCUCGCUACGGGUAGUGUAAACGGGGUUGUCAAGAUCUGGGAUAUCCGACAAGCUGGUGGGGUUAUUGGUAUGUUAGAUCAGGAAGACAGUCUAGGCCUUUACUAUAAUGGCCUUCUAGACGCCAAUGGAAAAGUUAGAGUUCGAGCCUCGGCGAAGGCCCAUGCGGCCCCUGUGAAUGGACUGGCCUGGACAGACGACGGGGGAUACAUUAUUUCAGCAGGUCACGACCGACGCAUUCGUGUUUGGGAUGCUGCGACGGGUAGGAAUACUCUUGCAAGCUUCGGUCCUAGUAUCAGGAAUAGCCAACUUGCAGGUGUCACUAUGUUCACAUCGCCAGUCGGCCUGACCCAUCCUGGUAAAGAGCUACUCUUUUGGCCUAACGAGACGGAGAUACUCGUUUUGGACUUGCAUGAUGGCCACGUGGUCUCGAAGCUGAGAGGGACCGGUCCUGCCAUGGCUGGCGUCCGAUCCACGGGUGGCACUCAGCGGACUGUUAAGAAUCGAAUUUCUAGCAUAGUGUGGAGGGGAGCGGGGGGUGGAGGUGGCUCAAGCGGUGUUGUGAUGGGAGGCAGUAACAUGGCAGGUGCUAUCUACACAGCGCACCUCGACGGCCAAAUCAGGGCAUGGACGCCCCGUCUCGAGGGAGAUGACGAAGAAGAUGAGGAUGAUUCCUUAGAUGCUGUUAGUGAGGGUAAGGCUAAGAAGCGGAAAGCACUUGAUGACAUCUUCAAGGGUCUAGUGGGGAAGAAGAUCACCUUUACCUAA
This is a messenger RNA of Annulohypoxylon maeteangense, 1437 nucleotides long. Its product is annotated as WD40 repeat-like protein. Bases 1 to 1437 code for a protein of 478 amino acids. The transcript has 2 exons. Gene Ontology annotation, cellular component: Cul4A-RING E3 ubiquitin ligase complex; nucleotide-excision repair complex. NCBI's taxonomy places the organism in Eukaryota, Fungi, Ascomycota, Sordariomycetes, Xylariales, Hypoxylaceae. Gene Ontology annotation, molecular function: protein binding. The record is from RefSeq and is a predicted model, not a curated record. Gene Ontology annotation, biological process: proteasome-mediated ubiquitin-dependent protein catabolic process; transcription-coupled nucleotide-excision repair; protein polyubiquitination.